UAAAUUUACAGAAUAUAUAAAUCGGAUCAAAGUACAGAAUCGAUGAAACGUCAUCAUUCUAUUCUGUGAUCAAUAAAUCAGACCUUGUCGUGUAACCACAGAAUAGCAAGUAACCAUAGAUAAUAUUAUUAAUAUUCGUGGGAAGAACUGACCCAACCUCUCAAUCAUGGUAUAAGUAUUCUCUUUGAACAACGAUGUAGAUAAAUCGUAGAUUAUCUACAUUCUACUUCUACAUCGUGCUUUGAACAACAAUAAUAUUAAGAUAAUAUUAUCACAGAUAGAUCUGUGGCCUGUAAUUAUAGACUAUAUAAUUAUUGGUAUACACAGAUAUUAUUAUUUAUUAUUAAAAUGUACAAUAAAUUAUUUUACUCCUGAUCGUGAAUUUGUCACAAUCGCAUUAUUCAGUUAUUCACUCAACUUCAGUGUCGUACUGUCGUGAACUCGUGAUCAGUGAUUACUAAAUAAUACAAUAACAAUUAUCAAUACAAUUACACUAGUUUGUGUUACAGAUCAUUUAUUUUAAAAAUGAGAAGAAAACCAAAUAUUCUAAUUACUGGUACACCUGGUGUGGGAAAAUCAAAACUGUGCGAAGAAUUAAUUCGUAAUGGAUUAGAUAUGGAAUGGAUUGAAGUUGGUCAAGUGGCUAAGCAGUGUAAUUGUUAUUCUGGAUACGAUGAAGAAUUGGAAUGCCAUAUCCUUAAUGAAGACAAAGUGUUGGACGAGUUAGAAUCAAGAAUGGAAGAAGGAGGUAAAAUAAUUGAUUACCAUGGCUGUGAUUUCUUUCCCGAACGAUGGUUUGAUGUAGUAUUUGUUUUGAGAACUAAUAACACAUUAUUGUAUGAUCGGCUUGAAAAAAGAGGAUAUUCAACUAAAAAGCUUCAAAAUAAUGUAGAAUGUGAAAUAUUCCAAACUUUACUUGAAGAGGCAAUGGAAUCAUAUGAUAACAAUAUUGUACACGAGUUACGCAAUGAAACCUAUGCAGAUAUGGAACGCAAUAUCACUCAUAUAGGUGCUUGGGUAAACCAGUGGAUUAAAGACAAUGUUAACAAAUAGAAUUAAGUAUAUUAAUUGUACACUUGUACAUCCCAAAAAGUAAAACUUUUUUUUAUUUAACAUAACUCAAACUGUUACUUGAUAAAUAAUUUAAUUUUGAUAUUUUCUUUAAUUCUUGUUAUUACAUUUUGUUAAAAUUGAAAAAAAAAAUCAAUAACGAACAUUUUUAUAUUAUUUAGUAACUAAAAUAUUGUGUUGAUUAAAAGAAUAAAUAAAUUUGAAAUAAAAUAAAAUAAAUUGUUUUUAUCACAUAGCCAUAUUAUUAUACUAUAUAAGUAUAGGGAAUGGCUAUACUUGUUAUACUUUAACUUUACUUAUUGCAUUUGUAUAAUAAUAUGCUGUUGAAAUAACCGAAUCGGGAUUACUGACAAUCGUUGGUAGUCACAAUAACUGAAAAGUACCAAAUAAUAUGUCUGUAUGUUUAUAAAAACUAAUACUUC
Molecule: messenger RNA, 1493 nt
Organism: Metopolophium dirhodum (rose-grain aphid)
Lineage: Eukaryota; Metazoa; Arthropoda; Insecta; Hemiptera; Aphididae
Gene: Ak6
Product: adenylate kinase isoenzyme 6
Exons: 4
Coding region: 526-1053 (175 amino acids)
Cellular component (GO): cytoplasm; nucleus
Molecular function (GO): AMP kinase activity; ATP binding; ATP hydrolysis activity
Source: RefSeq, a predicted model, not a curated record